This is a messenger RNA of Melanotaenia boesemani (Boeseman's rainbowfish), 2080 nucleotides long. RefSeq names its product premelanosome protein b (gene pmelb). NCBI's taxonomy places the organism in Eukaryota, Metazoa, Chordata, Actinopteri, Atheriniformes, Melanotaeniidae. The record is from RefSeq and is a predicted model, not a curated record. Bases 1 to 1863 code for a protein of 620 amino acids. Gene Ontology annotation, cellular component: melanosome. The transcript has 12 exons. Gene Ontology annotation, biological process: melanosome organization.
AUGGGGAUGUUUGGCGGGCUGCUGGUGCUGCUGGUGCUGCUGGCUGUAGCUUCACAAACUGUCGCAAAGCCCAAAAACCGCUUCAUUCGUUAUCCGUCAUGGAAUAGCAAGAUGUACCCGGUCUGGAAAGAUGGUGACCAGAGAUACAAAGACUCCUGGAAAGGUGGACGAGUGAGCUUCAAUGUCGGGAACGACUCUCCCACUCUGACCGGAGCUAAAGUCACCUUCACCAUCGAGCUGGAGUUUCCUCACAACCAGAGGGUGGAGCCAGAUGGAAGCGUGGUCUGGGCUAAGGACUGCACAGUCAACGGAACCAAGUAUUUUGCUUCUGACCCAGUAUACCCACCACACAGCGCUGACUGGGAAGCUGUUUUCCCUGAUGGAACACCAGUGGGAAAAGACCAGAGGCCAGCCUAUGUGUUUGUGUGGAAGACCUGGGGUCAAUACUGGCAGGUUGCAGAUGGACCAUCCUCCUCCCUGACCAUUAAUACAGACGACAUCCCCCUGGGCUCGUACACCAUGGAUAUUGUUAUUUAUCACUAUCGGAGCAAAGAGAAGUUCAUUCCUCUGGGAUACGCCUCCACCCAGUUCUCCAUCACAGAUCAGAUCCCCUUUGCUGUCUCCCUGGACCAAGUGAACGAUGCUGUGGCUGGGGAUUUUAACUUCAUUCAAAACAGGGCGAUUGCCUUCACAGUCACCUUGCAUGACCCCAGCGAGUACCUCAGUAAUGCAGAUAUCACCUUCAACUGGGACUUCGGGGAUGAAAGUGGAGCCCUCAUAUCCAGAGAGCUUACAGUCACCCACACCUAUAUCAGCUCUGGGUCCUACAAGCCUCAGGUGGUGAUCCAGGCCGUCAUCCCAGACAAAGCCUGCGACCCACCGGCUGAUAGUCCAACCACGGCCCCUGGUCCUCCUGCUGAUCAGGCUACCACAGUGAGAGCUCCUGCUCUGGUGUCUGCUUUACCCCUACUGGUUUCCACCAAGCCAACUGGAAUGGAUGCCAACCUGGUUCUAUCGGACACAGAGGAGGACAACGGCGAAGGUGAGGCCUCCACUGCCUCCGUUCCGCAGUCAGCCCAGGAAACACCCACAGUGGAAAAGACUUCCACUCUUCUAAACCAGCUGCCGGCUGCAGGCCAGACCAGGAACAAGCUAGCGGCAGAUGCACGGAGGACAGUGAUGCUAACAGGCCGAGCUGCAGCCGUUGUUGUAGCUAAGAGGGCUGCUGACAAUAAACCGUCUGAUGAUGACUGUGUGAUCUAUAGAUAUGGCUCCUUCUGCACUGGCAUUGAGAUUUUUGAGGGCAUUGAAAAGGUUAAGAUUGUGCAGAUGGACAACACUGUGGUAGCAAAACCUGGAAUGGACACCAGUGUUUUAGAUGUCACUGUUACCUGCCAGGGAAGUUUUCCAAAGGAGGUGUGCAGUAUGAUUCUGGAUGCAGAGUGUUUGAAGCCAAUUCACACAACAUGCAACGUGGUGGAGCCCUCCAAGGAGUGUCAGCUGGUGUUGCGUCACUUCUUGAAUGACUCUGGGGUCUACUGCAUCAAUGUUUCCUUGUCAAAUGAUGUUAAUUUAGCCGUCACCAGUGCCAAAGUAAACGUCGACAUGGGCUCAGGUGUUUCCUCUCCUGGACCUGUUGUCAUGCUGCUGGGUGUCCUUGUACUACUUCUAGCAGUGGGGAUGGCGGCAUACUCCUACAAGCGCUUUAAGUCCUACCGUUCUUUGAAGGAAGACAUCUCUGCAUCUGAAGGCCUUCAGCAUGUGCGGGCCCUCAACUGUUCGGGACCAUCAAUGUUCUGGACCUCCCUUACCAGACAAGGAGCCAUUGACAACUGUCCCCUGCUACAGGACAGGCUACAGUGAAUUCUACAAAACUCAACAGCAUCUAAUCUAAAAAAAAUGACAAACUCCUGGGAUCUUUUUUUUAUAUACUUUUUUAAAAAACAUGUUUUUUCUUUUUGUUACUUUUGGAUUUAAAAAAUUCAAAUGUGUAAUCAGCAAAAAUCAGAUGAAUAAAAUCAUACUUAAUCCUGAAAUCAUGUCUUAGAAAUGCAAUUUGUUUUUUGUUUUUUUGUAUGUU